GGCAGAGCGGCCCCAGGCGCAACGUGCUGACUCUUCAGAGCCAGGCUAUGACGCUGCUUCACUAUAAAAUGGAGACUGAGGGCCAACGGCGAUUCAUUAAACAGUUAGAUACUAGCACCAUUCCGGUUGUCAUCUCCGUGGGCUGUUCGUUAGUCCCAUUGAUAGACCUCCGGACCUCAUAUAUCUUAGCCCCAACCACCCAAGAUCCGCGCGCAGAUUAACCCGCCGAUGGGCGACGGUCGAUAGGCGACGCUAACCAAACCCAAGUCUAGGCGAUAGAUAGACAUUCCCACUGCCCAAAGUUGGCAGAAUUCGGGACGAGGAUUACUGCCAUUGUAUUUCCGUCCUGUUUGUUGUAGGCUACAACCCACGGCGGGUUGAUGAUCAACGGCCGUUAUCAAGUCAGGAGCCACAACUUGACUGGAUCCAUCCUGUGAAGGCGCAGAAUCUUCGACUAGGAUGGAUCUUCUCCCCCUAUUUUUUUUUGUAUUUACUUAAUUUAUUUAUUUUCUUUCUUCUCUCUUUCCUCUUCUCUCCGACUCUCCAUCCAGCUUCCUAAUCUUCUCUUCUGGAGAAGCGGCCAGAGACGCUGGGUCCACUGACUGUACCCACUUGACAUUCUUAUUUUGCCGGGUAAAUUCGACGGGAUUCCAAUAACGGGGUUUUUGGGCGGCUUCCAGACGGACGGAACGGGGGAUUUGGAAAGUGAAAGUCGAAGCUACCACUAGGAGCUAAGUCAAGUGAUGAACUCGAACCCGUCAAUCAGAUCCGUUCUACCGGGAACCGCGCUACUCAGCCUGUAUUAUGUUGUGUUGAAAAAUGUACUCUAGCGAGCGGGGACUUCCAGUUCGCAGCUCUCUCUCAAAUUUUGGUUCAUUUAAUUUGUCCCUUUUCGGAGGACAACUCAUUUAGAGGGCUAGAUGGCCUUGGCUAAUAAGCAAAAUUCGAGAUCCGCCACCUCAUCUUUUCAUAAUGAGAUUUCACGUACUUAAGUUGAUAUCCUCCACAUGUCAUCGAGAUAAUCUCAUGUACCUAUCCCUCACUAGGAUCGCGUACUUUUUGCCACCAUGCAUAGUUAACCUUCCGGAUUUGCGCUGAUGCGUCCCCCAUGAUCCGUCAGGCCUGACCACCAGAGGUGGAUCACACCACAGCCGGGUCCGUAGAUAUGGUGGGGAAAGUCAACGUUCAACGGCUUGGAAAUGGGAGCGUAUCUGGCAGUUUCCGUGCCGCGGCCUCCGAAUACGCCAAGUCCUUCACUCGAGCUGCUGAGAAAGGAAGGCAGGAUUGGGCUUGCCGGGCGUUUUGACACCACACCGAUCUUGUGGCAGUGGCUCCCAAACGGCUCUAUUGUAGUCUACUGGGCCGCGCCACUACAUGAUUCAUGGGAUGGCAGCCUUUUUUUUCCUGCGUCCAUGUUAUUUUCUAUUAUUUUCUUAUUUCUUAUCCACUUCCUCUGCUCCCUUUAGGGAGCCGUGUCUGGUGGAUCGUCCAACCGCCUCGUUGGUGCCAAUAUUGGAGUGUAGAUGCUCGAUAGGUAAUAAUUAUAGAUCUCAGUCUCAAUCGAUGACUCGGGAUUUGCUUACGACUCAGUUCGGGGUAUGCACGAGAGCCGAAGUAGAUCCGUCUUGCGGCCGGCGCAAGAUGAGGCGACAAGGGCCGAAAAAAAAGUGUGGAAAAAAUUUGAAGACGGCGGGACACCCUACCCAAGACCGUUAGACUUAUGGCACACAAUAAUGCGGUCUUGCUUUCUUCUGCUUUUUUUU
This is a messenger RNA of Aspergillus welwitschiae, 1763 nucleotides long. RefSeq lists its product as uncharacterized. The coding region runs from base 1375 to 1716 and encodes 113 amino acids. The transcript has a single exon. NCBI's taxonomy places the organism in Eukaryota, Fungi, Ascomycota, Eurotiomycetes, Eurotiales, Aspergillaceae. The record is from RefSeq and is a predicted model, not a curated record.